UGUUGCCGGGUUCCUGACAAGCAACCUGCAUGGCGGCGGUCAUAGGAACCGGUUGGUGAGAAGGUGGAUGGUGACGAUGAGAGGCUGGAAUCUGCGGGAGGUUUCCCUAGCUUUAAGGCAAGGGCGAAUUAGUCCGACUGAGCUGUGCCAGAGAUGUCUGUCUUUAAUCAGGAAAACAAAAGUUUUGAAUGCCUAUGUUACUGUCACUGAGGAGCAAGCCCUGAAACAGGCUGCAGAUGCAGAGGAAAGACUGCAGAGAGGGUUUUGCGAGGGAAUCCAAGAGGCUUCAAGGCAAUUUGGACAAGUUGAGUAACCGGCAAGUGCAGAAUAACAUGGGAAACCCUUUAGGUCCAUUAGAUGGGGUUCCAGUUGCCGUUAAAGAUAACUUCAGCACUGCUGGUAUUGAGACAACAUGUGCAUCAAAUAUGUUAAAAGGUUAUGUUCCACCUUUUAAUGCCACAGUAGUGCAGCGGUUACUGGACCAAGGUGCUGUUAUGAUGGGAAAAACCAAUCUCGAUGAAUUUGCAAUGGGGAGUGGAAGUAUUGAUAGUAUCUAUGGGCCAGUAAGGAAUCCUUGGGGAUAUUCUGAACAAUAUAGAGAACGGCAUGUUGAAGAUGAUGAUGUGGAAGACUCCAGCUGGGUAAUAGCAGGUGGUAGCUCUGGCGGUAGUGCAGUAGCUGUUGCUUCACUGUCAUGCUUUGCUUCUUUAGGUUCAGAUACAGGUGGUUCCACACGUAAUCCUGCAGCGCAUUGUGGUAUUGUUGGCUUUAAGAGUACUUACGGAUUGCUGUCUCGCCAUGGCCUCAUACCGUUGGUCAAUUCUAUGGAUGUUCCUGGCAUUAUGAGCAGAUGUGUAGACGAUGUAAGCACGGUAUUUGGUGUGCUUGCUGGCCAUGAUCCCAAAGACUCCACCACUGUACAAGAUCCAUUUAAACCCUUUGAAUUACCUGAUGAGAUCGAUGUAAGGAAUCUAUGUGUUGGAAUUCCAAAGGAAUAUCAUGCACCUGGACUUUCCAGUGAAACAUUGAAAGUGUGGACCAAGGCGGCUGAGCUGUUUGAAAAUGCAGGUGCCAGAGUUGUUGAAGUCUCUAUUCCUCACACCCAAUACUCAAAUGUGUGCUAUCACGUCCUGUGCACUACAGAAGUAGCAUCCAAUAUGGCUCGCUUCGAUGGACUGGAAUAUGGGCACCGCAGUAAAGUGGAAAGUUCAACAGAAUCCUUGUAUGCGGCAACCAGGCAUGAAGGCUUCAAUGAUGUGGUUCGAGGAAGAAUCCUGGCAGGCAAUUACUUUCUUUUAAAACAGAAUUACAAUGACUAUUUUGUUAAAGCCCAAAAAGUGAGACGCCUUAUUGCAAAUGACUUUCUGAAGGUUUUCAGGUCAGGUGUUGAUGUCCUCCUUACACCCACAACUCUAAGUGAUGCCUCCACAUAUCUUCAGUUUAUCAAAGAAGAUAACCGGACAAGGACUGCACAAGAGGAUGUUUUUACACAGUCAGCGAACCUAGCAGGUUUGCCAGCGAUAGCUGUACCUGCCACAUUGUCAGGAAGAGGACUGCCACUUAGCCUUCAGUUCAUUGGAGGGGCCUUCUGUGAUAAGCAACUGCUGACUGUUGCCAAAUGGUUUGAACAACAAAUGAAAUUUCCACUUCUCGAUCUCCAGGCAUUGUUAAAUAAUUGCAGUGAUCUUGUCAAACCUCAGAGUUCACUCGGUGUCUCCUGAUAUUUUUUCCAAAACCACAAUGGCUUAAACCAUAAAUGUUUGGGAAGGACUUCUAACUGUGAAUUUAAAACUGGAACUUAUACAUUUUAAUAAUGUAACAGAGAAUAAUACAAUGCAUCUUAUCCAGAGGUACUUUCUCUUUUAUCAGCUUAUUUUCUAUUUCCUCUUUUGGAGGCUUUGUCUAAACAGUACUCCUGCCUAAAUCACUACAGUUGAGCAGUUCUGGGGUGCACAGGAUUAUUAUUUUCUUCUCCAUUUCUUUUUUAGAUUUCUGUAUCGCUGGGAAGAUAGCUAUUUAGUGCUAAUUCCCAUAUGGCCAUUCCGUCUGUCUACCUUAUCAAGAAUCGUGAUGGUCUGAUCUGGCCAUGCUGUUCAAUUAAAAAAAAAAUUAGGAGCAUUGGUAGAAUGGUAGAAGCGAGCAUUUUAAUUUUCAAAGUGCAUUCAUGACAUUAUGAUUAAAAGUUUGAUACAAGAAGGAAAAGAUCACCUCUCUCCUGUAGUUCGCGCUAAUGCAUGCUAUUGUUCAGCCAGAAGUGUACUUCCAAAUGUCAAUACAUUGCUGACACUGAAGAGAUAUUAACGAGACAUGCAAAAAUGAAUGAAAAGUCUGAUGCACAAAGAAGUAAUGGUUCAUAAUCUGCAUGGUCUAAAACUGCAUGUCAAUUUCAACGGAUUUCACCAAGCAACGGGAAGCAGUCUUUUUGAGAGAAUACAAGCAAGAAUUUUUCUUGCUGUAGGUGGCUUGUCUGUUUGUAAGAAUGAAAUAGUGGGUAGGAUAGUUUGUGCUUGACUUUUGAAAAGAGCCCUUUCAGAACAUUCAGGAUGAUUGAAAGGAUGUGGCUACAAGAUUGGGAGUGUGGGGUGUUUGUGGUGGGCUAGAAACAGGGUGGACUCUUAAAGCUGAGGUCUGAAGGAAUUCAUUUGAAAAAAGGGAAAUUCUCGAUUCUCUACUUUGUUGAGUUGUGGAGACGAGAUCACUGGGGAUAUUGAGAGAAGAGGUGGAUACAUUUUUGUAAGACCAGAGCAUUGAGGCCAAUGGGGAUGUGGAAGUGGAGAGAAUAGUUCCUGUAGUAGGUAAGUCUAGGAACAGAGGGCACAGCCUCAGAAUAGAAGGACAUCCCUUUCGAACAAAGAUGAGGAAUUUCUUUAGCUAGAGGGUGCUCCAUCUGCAUACAGUUGUGGAGGCCACUUGGGUAUAUUUAAAACAGAGUCUCUAGAAGUGAAUGUGUAUAUUUAAAGGGGAGGUCAGUAGGUUCUUCAACAAUAAGGGUCUCAAAGUUUACAAGGAGAAGGCAGGAGAAUGGGUUUGAGAAGGAUAAUAAAUCAGCCACGAUGAAAUGGCAGAGCAGGAUCAAUGGACCAAAUAGCUAAUUUUCCCAUGUCUUUUUGAAUCCUGACACAGAAGAAGAGGUGAGAUCUGAGCAGUAUGAUCAGCUAAAGUCACAUUGAAGUCUGAGACAAACUUGAAGAUCCCAGUGCAAACUCUGGACAUUUUCUUGAAAUCUUAUGAAGUUGGAUUCAACAAUGACACAUCUUCAACUGUUGAUUGAUGGCUCAGGAAUAUAUUGAAGCAUUGCCUCCAUUUGGCUUUGAUGCCUUGUAUUCUUGAAGGAAUAUCACCUCAUCUUUGGUUCUGAGUGGUUUGGGACCAUGGGUGGUUAUGCCUUGUCUCACUUAUCAGCAGGGAACGCCUUGCCCUUUUCUUGCCACCACAUUUCUGACGGCACUGAUCUUUGGGAUUUCAGUCUUAAGCAGCUGCUUUCAUUCUGCUGUGUAUGGUUUUUUUCUAGAAAAGCAGAUCCUGAAAGCCAAGACCAUUUUCCAAUCCAACCCCAUAAGUCUGAAAGGCAGCACCAGAGGCACAGACCCUGUGUUUUGAAAGACAGCACCUGCCUCAGCAUUUUAUGACCAAUAUAUAAGACAAUAUAUAUGUGAUGAGUGUGACUGAGAAUGGUUAUGAGCGGCCACACUCUGGGAAGAGGUGACUGAGUGAAUUGACGGGCAAGAGUAAAGGAGAUGAUUGAAGGUAGCAGAGAAUCAGAAUCAGGUUUAUUAUCACCAGCAUGUGUCAUGAAAUUUGUUAACUUAGCAGCAGCAGUUCAAUGCAAUACACAAUAUAGAAGAAGAAGAAAAAUAAUAAUAAUAAAUAAGUGAAUCAAUUACAGUAUACAUAUAUUGAAUAGAUUAUAAAAUGUGCAAAAAUAGAAAUAAAUAAAAUAGGCAUCCGUUAGUCUCUUGAGACCAUGGAUCUGCGCCUGGAGUUUUCAGGGCGCAGGCCUGGGCAGGGUUGUAUGGGGUACCGGCAGUUGUCCAAGCUGCAAGCCUUCCCCUCUCCACGCCACUGAUGUUGUCCAAGGAAAGGGCACUAGGACCCAUGCACCGAUGACGUCGCAGAGCAAUGUGUUGUUAAGUGUCUUGCUCAAGGACACAAACACGCUGCCUCAGCUGAGGCUCGAACCAGUGACCUUCAGAUCACUAGACCAAUGCCUCAUCCACUAGCCCACACGCCAACACGAGAAAACAGAAAUAAUAUAUAUUUAAAAAGUGAGUUAGUAUUCACGGAUUCAAUGGCCAUUUAGGAAUCAGAUGGCAGAGGGGAAGAAGCUGUUCCUGAAUCGCUGAGUGUGUGCCUUCAGGCUUCUGUACUUCUUACCUGAUGGUAACAGUGAGAAAAGGGCAUGCUCUGGGUGCUGGAGGUCCUUAAUAAUGGACACUGCCUUUCUGAGACACCAUUCAGAAGAUGUUCAGGGUACUUUGUAGGCCGGUACCCAAGAUGGAGCCGACUGAAUUUACAACCCUCUGCAGCUUCUUUCGGUCCUGUGCAGUAGUCCCCAUAAUGCUCUCCGCCGUACAUCUGUAGAAGUUUUUCAGUGUACUUGUUGACAUACCGAAUUUCUUCAAACUCCUAAUGAAGUAUAGUCGCGGUCUUGCCUUCUUUAUAACUGCAUUGACAUGUUGGGACCAGGUUAGGUCCUCAGAGAUCUUGAAACUGUGCUUUCUCUCCACUUCUGAUCCCUCUGUGAGGAUUGGUAUGUGUUCCUUUGUCUUACCCUUCCUGAAGUCCACAGUCAGCUCUUUCGUCUGACUGACGCUAAGUGCAAGGUUGUUGCUGUGACACCACUCCACUGGUUGGCAUAUCUCACUCCUGUACACCCUCACGUCUCCAUCUGAGAUUCUACCAACAAUGGUUGUGUCAUCAGCAAAUUUAUAGAUGGUAUUUGAACUAUGCCUAGUCACACAGUCAUGGGUAUAUAGAGAGUAGAGCAGUGGACUAAGCACACACCCCUGAGGUGCACCAGUGUUGAUAGUCAGCGAGGAUGAUAUGCUAUCACCAAUCCGCACAGAUUGUGAUCUUCCAGUUAGGAAGUUGAGUAUCUAAAUACAGAGGGAGGUACAGAGGCCCAGGUUCUGCAACUUCUCCAUCAGUAUUGUGCAAAUGAUGGUGUUAAACGCUGAGCUAUAGUCAAUGAACAGCAUCCUGACAUAGAGGGGAAACCGAAGUGGGAAAGAAGUGAAUAUGGGUAACAUCUUGCAUACCUGCUCUAUGCAUCAAAGUAUUUCUGCUUUAAAUGUAUGAAUAUGUGUAUGAGACCACAUAAGUAUUUAGACCAAGACCUUUCUCUGUCAGGAGUAUGAAGCUGAUGUACAAUAACGUAGAAAACCUACAGCACAAUACAGGCCCUUCAGCCCACAAGGUUGUGCUGAACAUAUCCCUACCUUAGAAAUUACUAGGCUUAUCUGCAGCCCUCUAUUUUUCUAAGCUCCAUGUACCUAUCCAAAAGUCUCUUAAAAGACUCUAUUGUAUCCGCCUUCACCACCUUUGCCGGCAGCUCAUUCCACGCACUCACCACUCUCUGAGUAAAAAACUUACCCCUGAAAUCUCCUCUGUACCUACUCCCCAGCACCCUAAACCCAUGUCCUCUUGUGGCAACCAUUUCAGCCCUGGGAGAAAGCUUCUGACUAUCCACACAAUCAACAUCUUAUACACCUCUAUCAGGUCACCUCUCAUCCUCCGUCGCUCCAAGGAGAAAAGGCCGAGUUCACUCAAUCUAUUCUCAUAAGACAUGCUCCCCAAUCCAGGCAACAUCCUUGUAAAUCUCCUCUGCACCCUUUCUAUGGCUUCCACAUCCUUCCUGUAGUGAGGCAACCAGAACUGAGCACAGUACUCCAAGUGGGGUCUGACCAGGGUCCUCUGUAGCUGCAACAUUACCCCUCAGCUGCUAAAUUCAAUUCCAUGAUGAAGGCCAAUACACUGUAUGCCUUUUUAACCACAGAGUCAACCUGCGCAGCUGCUUUGACCGUCCAAUGGACUCGAACCCCAAGAUCCCUCUGAUCCUCCACACUGCCAAGAGUCUUACCAUUAAUACUAUAUUCUGACAUCAUAUUUGACCUACCAAAAUGAACCACUUCACUCUUAUCUGGGUUGAACUCCAUCUGCCACUUCUCAGCCCAGUUUUGCAUCCUAUCAAUGUCCCGCUGUAAUCUCUGACAGCCCUCCACACUAUCCACAACACCUCCAACCUUUAUGUCAUCAGCAAACUUGCUAACCCAUCCCUCCACUUCCUCAUCACAGUCCUGUGAUGAAAGAAUUCAUACUCUGGUAUUCCACUACUCUGAACUGGAGUGAAAGAACCAAUUUCUCUUCCAGAAGGACUGAAUACACAGAGAAAGCACCCAAUCCUUUUAAAGAACAUUAACAACAAUUGGAAACAACUCAGAAGAUUUUAAUUAACUUUUGCUGAUGAAUGGGGGUGAUUAGGUUAUAAUUAGCCAAUUGACAUUGUCCUGCUUGUUGCUAGGACAUUCAUGGGAAAUUUUCCAUGUUAUUGUAUAAAUGCCAAGGCUCAGAACUAGCUUGAUGCAGCUAGUUCUGAGACACAGGCCUUCAGUACUACAGCUGAGAUGCCAGCUGAUCCCGUACCCUUUGAGUGAAUGGAAUUGGCUGAAGGUUGGCUUUUUUGAUGGUAGGGAUUUAAGGAGCAAGCCAAAGAUAUGGGCAGUUAUACAGAGAAAUCUAGAUUAAUUACAUUUAAUUGUAGAAAAGUCCAAGGAUUCUCCAGUCUCCGGGUCAAUAUCAUUAAAACAGAUACACCACUGGAUAUCUUUGUUAUUUGCAGGAACCUGUUGUGCACAAAUUUGCCUCUGCAUUUUCUCCAGUGGUCACUACACUUUGACAGUAUUUUAGAAUAUCCUGUGUUCUGAAAGACACUGUAUAAAUAAUAAUCCUUCAAAAAUGUAGUAAAAAUUAUGAAGUAAUCAUUUCUAAAUCUUGUCAAUUUUUUACCACAAUCUAAGCAGAAUUUUGAAUGGAUGAAUUAAACUUGCAUUAGGAUAUAUUGCGUAAAUAUUUUUUUGAUAUUACAACAUAAUAUUUGAAUAUUUGUGUUUAUACAGAGUGGAUAAGCUGGAAUCAGUCAUCCCAGAAAUACAGAUAUUAAUUCAAAUUUAUCCAUACUUUGACAUAAAAAUUCUUGUAAUCCUUGAGUCAACUGUAAAAUCAGUCAAUAUAUUUUAAAUCUCAACUGUAAAGUUCAAAGGUGAUUAGUCCUUUAACUGCACGAGAAAAAGUUGGUGUAAACUGUGCCAAUUUUAAUAUUUUUUCCUCAAGUUUCAGUUUCAUCUCAUUCGCAUGCUAUCAGUUGUAAAAUUUGCUCUGAGCAAAGGCGGUUGGACAGACUUAUUAAAAAAAUGUUAGCAUUUUUUUGUAUUCACUCGCCUAUAACUAAUGAGAUCCUAUACCAGGAGAUGGAACAAA
Molecule: messenger RNA, 7476 nt
Organism: Hypanus sabinus (Atlantic stingray)
Lineage: Eukaryota; Metazoa; Chordata; Chondrichthyes; Myliobatiformes; Dasyatidae
Gene: qrsl1
Product: glutaminyl-tRNA amidotransferase subunit QRSL1
Exons: 12
Coding region: 237-1721 (494 amino acids)
Biological process (GO): mitochondrial translation; glutaminyl-tRNAGln biosynthesis via transamidation
Cellular component (GO): mitochondrion; glutamyl-tRNA(Gln) amidotransferase complex
Molecular function (GO): glutaminyl-tRNA synthase (glutamine-hydrolyzing) activity
Source: RefSeq, a predicted model, not a curated record